AAAGAAACAAAAGCCCUCAGUGAAGCCCUCCAUGAGAUGAGGGAGGAGAACAAGCUGCUGAAGCAGAAGAACGCCUCCAUGGCCAGAAAGAAAGAGCACUAUGAGGGGGAAAUAAGCCGUCUCAAUAAGACCCUUCUGGACGUGUUGAAAAAGCAGAACUCGCCUGUCCUUGGGACUCCCCCGGGGAAGGGUGACAGGAACAGCAUUGAGGAGAUGAGAACCCAACUUGAAGUGCUGAGACAGCAGGUACAAAUAUACGAGGAAGACUUCAGAAAGGAGAGAUCUGACCGAGAAAGACUCAACGAGGAGAAAGAAGCAUUGCAGAAAGCUAAUGAGAGAUUGCAGUCUCAACUGAAUAAACUCAGCUCUCAGACAAAAGACCUCCCAGUACAGCCUGAGAGGCCCAGUUACCCACCUCCACUCUUCCUCUCACCCUGUGUGAAUUAUGGGAGGUGUGGGAUGGUUUUUCACUAUGCAGAUCCUCGAGUACAACCAGGGCCUUGCAGGGCACAUGAUCAGCAGCAGCACUUGCCAGACUAUCAGUGGUAUGUUCCUGACCAGCUUCCGCCAGAUGUGCAGCACAAGGCAGAUGAUUCAUCCCCGGAGAAGGGAGCCCAGCGCUGACAGCCCAAGACGUGGAGAAGUGUGAACCAGAGGCUGCAAGCAAGUCUUGCAACUUCAUUAUUCUGUUUUCUUCUGUGUUUUUUUUUGCCCUCAGCUCCUUAUCUCUUCAGUGCAUGUGAUUUAUGUGUGGUGAAAUCCCUGCGAGGACAAUAGAAAAGCAGAUCAUACAGGCUGGUGAUCCUCAGGAUCCAGUUAAACUCUGCUGGGAAGCGUUACUGCCCUUUGUUCUGAAGAUGCUGCUUGUGCUGCCUAUGAGAAUCUGUUAAAGAGCCUUAUGAGAAAAGAUGCAGCCCUUACUGGGGAUUCAGACUGUCACAUCUGGUUUGAAUCCGAAAGUUUAUAAACCCAAUAGUGUUGUGAUUUUUGUUGUUGUUGUUUGAGAAUUAUAGAGAAGGCUUAUUUGAUUCCAGGGAAUGAUUUGUUGAUAUAUCAUCUCGAAUUCUGACAUCUUUUUCUUGGUUGGUAAAAGAGAAAUCUGCUUCACUGUUUGAACACAUUUGUGUAACUCUAAACAGGGUACCACCGAUGCCAGGCCGAGUAAAAGGUGCCCCUUUCUGAGUCCAGGUCAGCUCUCAUUUUGUUUUGGCUCUAGAAUUAUAUGGAGAAAAGUAACCACAUGCUUUUUUCUGUGUGCACUUAUUCGUGUCAGAAGAAUUGUAGUAGAAAUAUUUAAUGGGUUUAAUUUCUCAGUGAAUAUGGCUUUAUAUUUCCAAAUGAUUCUUGUAAGGAGUCUGAACAUCGUCGUGUACCCUCUAACCCAAGAAUAAAACCUGGCUUUUUAAGUGAAA
Molecule: messenger RNA, 1412 nt
Organism: Neopelma chrysocephalum (saffron-crested tyrant-manakin)
Lineage: Eukaryota; Metazoa; Chordata; Aves; Passeriformes; Pipridae
Product: TNFAIP3-interacting protein 3-like
Exons: 6
Biological process (GO): regulation of transcription by RNA polymerase II; cellular response to lipopolysaccharide
Source: RefSeq, a predicted model, not a curated record